Messenger RNA from Rosa rugosa (rugosa rose), 1649 nucleotides. RefSeq lists its product as uncharacterized. The record is from RefSeq and is a predicted model, not a curated record. Bases 446 to 1567 code for a protein of 373 amino acids. The transcript has 2 exons. Gene Ontology annotation, molecular function: nucleic acid binding; zinc ion binding. Lineage: Eukaryota; Viridiplantae; Streptophyta; Magnoliopsida; Rosales; Rosaceae.
UUCAUAAUUGUUGUAAAUUAUUAUGGAUAUAUCAUGUAAAUUAUUGUAUAUUAGAAGAUGCUUUCCUCUUUCCUAGUUUUAGGGGAUCCAUGUUUUAAGGAGGACUUUAAGGGUCCUUGUUUUAUGGAGGAUUUUAGGCUAUAUGUUCCUUGCCUUCCACUAUAUAUGUAAUCCAUUUCUCAUCUAUGGAUGAUAGAGAAAACAGAAAAUACUACACUCCCUCUCUGCAUCAAAACUCUCUCUCUCUCUCUCUCUCUCAAGUUCUUUGAAGCAAAACUCUCUCCAUUUUCUGAAACAUUUCCAUUUUACAACACGUUAUCAGCACGAAUAGCUCUAGGAUUCGGAUUGCAGAUUGACAAGAGAAGAGGUGAAUAACUCUUGGGUUGCAGAGAAGAGGUAGUUCAUCAUUCAAUCAACAUCAGUCUACAAGCUCUACAACCAAAGAAUGUCAAAUCUCAACAAGCUUGACUUUGUCGCUUUGGAAGUUUCCGGAAGGAACUAUCUCAAGUGGACCCAAGAUGUCAAGCUUCAUCUGACUGCAAAUAAGAUGAGAUCAACGAUUAUUGCUGACAACAUCACCCCUGAAGACAUGAAGGCAAGAGCUAUGAUUUUCAUCAGGAAACAUAUGGAAGAAGCACUCAAGGUGGAAUAUUUAGCUGAAGAGGACCCACGAUCUCUUUGGGUCGCUCUAGAAGAGCGAUUCAACCAUCAAAGAGCCAUCUACUUGCCGGAAGCAAGACACGAUUGGCAGAACAUACGCUUCCAGGAUUUCAAGACUGUCAAUGAGUAUAACUCUGAAAUCUGCCGGAUUCGGUCACUCCUAAAAUUCUGUGGAGAAGAGCUCACAGAAGCUGACCUACUGGAGAAAACUUUCUCCACCUUCCCUCCUUCCUGUAUGGUCCUGCAGCAACAAUACAGGGAAAGAAACUUUGCUAGAUUCUCUGAAUUAAUCACCAUCCUGUUGCUCGCUGAAAAGAACAACAACCUACUUUUGAGGAAUGAUCAAGCAAGGCCCACCGGUACUAGAGCAAUUCCUUUGCCUGAAGCAAAUAUUAUUGCCCAUCACGAAAAUAAUCGUGGAAGGAGGAACCGGGGCCGUGGAAGGGGAAGAAGGUCUGAACGUCCAAGGCAUGGACGAAGAAAUGGACCCAGAAAUGGCCCAUAUGACCGCGACCACCCAGGCAAUGGCCCAAGGGGUCGAGGAGGACGUGGACAAGGCCCACGUGGUGGAAACCGAAAUGCCCAAGUCCGACAGGCUCAAAUUAGAGAGAACCCUGGUCCGGCCCGUCGCCCUCAAAAUCAGCAUAAUCUAUGUUAUAGAUGUGGAGGCACUGACCAUUGGUCCCGCACCUGUCGUGCAACAGAUGAAGAGAUAGGAGAGUAUCACGCCAGACGCGGAACUCAAGAGGCCAACCUUGUGGAAGAGUCAGUCCCUAUGGAUACCACCUUGGAGAUUACUGAUUUCCAAGCAGCUAUGGAUACCACCUUGGAGAUUACUGAUUUCCCUAUGGAUACCACCUUGGAAAUUACUGAUUUCCAAGCAGCUAAUGGAUACAUCGAGGAUUGAAAACUCGAGGACAUGGACAUAAUAGGCACUUGUGCCAUAUCUAUGUUAUUGUUAUGAAUAAUGCUUUCUAUUUUUCAGUUUA